UCCCAUAGCACAGUGCGGGUCCUAUCACUUUACUUACCGCAGGCCGUGCCUGACACACCCAGCUCACUGUCUCUCUUAGCUUCUGAACUUCCCGAGGUAAAAUCCUGUGAGAAACCGAUAGUGAAGGCCGCCUGAAGCCCAGAAGCUCAGCUAGCAACAUGACUGUCUGCUGCGGCCUCAUCAUUGUAUGUUCCAAGAAACCAGUUCCCCUACGUGGAAUCUCUGUUGAUGUCCAAGUGAAAGGCUUUGUGGCCGAUGUUACCGCAACCCUCAAGUAUAAGAAUGUGGAGGAGCAAGCAGUGGAGGCGGUUUUUGUAUUUCCUAUGGAUGAAGACUCUGCUGUAUACAACUUUGUAGCAACAGUGCAAGGAAAAAGGAUUAUUGCGGAUCUUCAGGAGAAGAAGCAGGCCCAUAAAACUUAUGAUGAUGCCAUUAGCCAGGGCCAGGAGGCUUUCCUGUUGGAGGAGGAUGAGAGCUCUUCUGACAUCUUUAGCUGCAGUGUCGGGAAUUUGCCACCUGGUGAGGAGGCAGAGGUAACACUAAGCUAUGUGCGUGAGCUGCCACUGGAGGCUGAUGGUGCUGUACGCUUCGUGCUGCCGGCUGUCCUCAACCCUCGAUACACCCCAAAAGAUCAAGAGGAGAGUGUUACUGCCAGCCUUCCUCGCGUGCCAAUAGGUCAGAUCCCGUACACCCUGGAGUUGAGUGCUGAUUUCCAGUCUGCAUAUGGCAUUUCCAAGAUCGAGUCUAACUGUGAGCUCACCCCUGUGCAGUACACUAAUGAGGACAAGACUGCAGCCAAGGUUUCUUUGGGCGAGGGUUACAAGUUUGAGCGAGAUGUGGAGCUUCUGGUUUAUUAUGAAAAGGUGAACAAACCUAGUGUGACACUGGAGGCCGGGUUACCGGAUGCUGAGGCUGGUUCCCUUAUGGCAGAACCAGCCGUGAUGUUGAACUUUUAUCCCAGCUUCCCAGAAGUUCAGGAACAAUCCAACCGCGGGGAGUUCAUCUUCCUUGUUGAUCGAUCUGGAAGUAUGGAGUGUGCAAUGAACUCUGAGCCCAAUGCGCCACUGCGUAUUCAAAGCGCCAAGGUCACGUUAGUUAUAUUGUUCAAAUCUCCUGAUUUAUGCCUGUUUAACAUCUUUGGUAUUGGUUCCCACAAAGAUUUUUUCUUUCCCGUGGAAAGCAUGGAGUACACACAGCAAACAAUGGAAGAAGCUUUAAAGAAGGUUAAUGAGAUGGACGCUAGCUUUGGAGGAACAGAAAUUCUCGAACCAUUACAGAAAAUCUACAAGACAGCUGGGAGACCAGAGCACCCGCGCCAGCUUUUUGUCUUUACGGAUGGAGAAGUUGGGAACACAUUGCAAGUUAUAGAAGAAGCAAAAAGGAACGCUAAAAACCACAGAUGUUUUGCAUUUGGAAUUGGAGAAGGAGCCUCAACAUCUUUGAUUAAAGGCAUCUCACGAGCAGCUAGUGGCACCUGUGAGUUUAUCACUGGCAAAGAGAGAAUGCAGCCCAAGGUUCUCAGAGCCCUGAAAUGCUCAUUACAGCCAACUGUGACUGAUAUAGAACUUAAAUGGACCCUCCCUAGUGGUCUGGAGCCUGUUUUACUAUCCAAAACUCCCAGCUCCAUCUUCCAGGGCCAAAGAUCUAUUGUAUAUGCUCAGCUGAAGGGGCAGGUGAAUGAGGGAACUGAGGGUCAUGUUUGCCUUGAAUACAAAUUUAAAGAUGACGUCGUCACCAAUGUUAUCCAGUUCCCCCUUACGUUUCCAAAGACAGAGAGACCCACAAUCCACCGUUUGGCUGCAAAGGCUCUGAUCUCUGAGCUGGAGUACGGUACAGAUGCAGACUCAGAGGAAGUAAAGAAGAGGAUCCUGGAAACCAGUCUCCAGUCGGGGGUGGUCUCCUCUCUCACAGCCUAUGUGGCUGUCAACAAAGACAGCAAGAAACCUGUAGAGGGUCCACCCAUGAGGGUCAAUAUCCCUGCUCCAGGUCUGUUCAUGCCUCAGAUGUGUUUUAUGGCGGCCCCGCAAAUAGCGUACUGCAGAAUGGCUUGUGAUGUGCAGCUAUGCGACUCAGCUGCCACGCCCGACAUGAUUACAUUUGAAAGUGAAGCCGUGUACGAUGCGGCAGUAUGUUCAUUUGAGGAUGGGACUCCUUCUGCAGCUCAAGAGGCAUGGAUCAGCCCUGCACAACAAGAGGCAGAGAUCUCUCCCCUCAUCAGACUGAUCUCUCUGCAGAAGGCUGACGGGUCCUGGGACCUUGAGCCAGAACUGGCUUCUGUACUGGGGUUUUCAGAAGAGGAAUUCAAGGGAAAAAAUCCUGAUCCGAGCAUUGAUGCUUCAGUGUGGGCCACAGUCCUUGCUGUCAUCUGGCUUCACACGUCCUGUCCUGACCAGAAGGAUGAGUGGGAGCUGCUAGAGGGGAAAGCCCUGGCAUGGGUCAAAGCCAAAGCAGGUGCUUCAUUGAGUGAGUUCGUCAAAGCUGCCAACGAGUUGCUGAAAGGUUCAGUUGAUCCUAAAGUUUUCAGCCUGUAAGAAAUCAUCUGAGCACUUCCUGGAACAGAAGAGAUGAGCCAAGACUUUGCUCCCUGAAUGCUGCAAUAAAUAGGGUUUUUAGUUCAUCUUAUAACAUCUGUUAUUAAUUUAGUGCCUUUUUAUUCACAGUUCCUCUCUGAAAACUCUACCAAACAACCUUUAUAUGUGUAUAACUUAGCUAUGUGCAAUUGUAAUUCAUUCAGAUGAACGAAUAACAAAUAUGGCUGUGAGUAGCAGCAUUCUGCUCUUUUCAGAGCUGAACUUGUUCCUUUGAAAGUGCAAAUCCACUCCAAAAAGAGGAGGCCACUACCCACAGUCAUAUUUGUCAUUUGUUCAUAGGGAUGAAUAAUAGAAUGCCCAUACCUACGAUAAAUGUGAAGCCUGUCUUACUAUGCUACUUGUCUGUUUGCAAAUAAAUAAAUUUAGGAGUUGUAUCCCUUUUCCUUGUCAGCCUUAUUGGUGCAAGUACAGUGCUACCUUUAUUUUAUGUUUAAUAAAAAAAACUAUUCUUCUUGUCUUGAUAAAA
This is a messenger RNA of Bombina bombina (fire-bellied toad), 3057 nucleotides long. RefSeq names its product von Willebrand factor A domain-containing protein 5A. The record is from RefSeq and is a predicted model, not a curated record. Lineage: Eukaryota; Metazoa; Chordata; Amphibia; Anura; Bombinatoridae. The coding region runs from base 159 to 2531 and encodes 790 amino acids. The transcript is spliced from 22 exons.